Molecule: messenger RNA, 1150 nt
Organism: Erythranthe guttata (spotted monkey flower)
Lineage: Eukaryota; Viridiplantae; Streptophyta; Magnoliopsida; Lamiales; Phrymaceae
Product: wall-associated receptor kinase galacturonan-binding protein
Molecular function (GO): polysaccharide binding
Source: RefSeq, a predicted model, not a curated record
CAAAAGGACCAAAAAGCAAAAAUCAGAUUCUUCACUUUAGUUAAUCAAAUGCUUAACUUGAGCUCAAAUCAACCAAAAAAAUCAACCUUAAUUCACAAAAAUCAUCCUAAAUUAAAUAAAUAAAAUCAUAUCAAUGGCUAAUAACAUUUCCUUUUACUCAAUCUCCAUCAUAUACAUUUCACUACUCUUCACAUUAACACAUGCCAAAUGCAGAACCUCAUGCGGCGAAAUCCCGAUCAACUACCCAUUCGGGAUAGACGACGGCUGCGGCAGCCCUUACUACAGGCACAUCCUCGUAUGCUCCGAAACGGGCGGGUCGGCCCGUCUCAAGAUUCGGACGCCGUCGGGUCGGUACCCUAUCCUUAAUGUGAGCUAUUCGGAUCCCCAUCUUCUCGUCUCGGAUCCAUCCAUGUGGACUUGUCGAGAUGGUGAUGAUUUUCGGCCCGUGUCGAGGCCUUUCAGCCUCGACACGAGCACUCAUUUUAGGCUAUCGCCGCAAAACGACUACUUGUUCUUUAAUUGUAGCCGAGAUGAUGUCAUCAUGGAGGCCAGGCCUGUUUUCUGCGAUCGAUUUCCCGAGCAGUGCGACUCCACGUGCGACACCUCGAGUUUUCUCUGCAGGCACUUGCCGGAGUGCGACUCGUCGGUGUUGAGUGGGAGGUCGUGUUGCUCGUACUAUCCGAAACGGAGCGAGUCGUUGAGGAUGAUGUUGAAGCAUUGUGCCACAUACGCCAGUGUUUAUUGGAGAAAUCUCGGUAUAACCCCGGCGUUUAAUCAAAUACCGGAAUACGGAAUUAGGGUAGAUUUCGAUAUUCCGGUGACGACACGGUGCCUUUGGUGCGAAGAUGGCCGGAAAGGAGGAGGGACUUGUGGCUUUGAUACACAAACACAAGAUUUUUUGUGCUUGUGUGGUAAGGCAAAUUCCACUACUCAUUGCAAAGACCACAAUGGUGACCACAGCAGACCUGCAGUGGUGGCAGGGGCGGUGAGUGCGGUGACCGUGACGGGAGCAUUUGUGGGGGCAGGUGUUUGGUACGUGCGAAAGCUUAGAUCAAAAGCACCAGUUACUCAUGGUGUUCAAUCCAAUGACAACAGACUUUUUUGAUCACCCUAAAUUAUGUUUUUUUUUUUUUUAAUUUUUUUUUCAAUU